CCUCGCACCACUUCCGACAAUUCCCCAUGUCAUAAUCAACCCUCAUUUCCCACCCGUCUUCCUCCUUCCGAACCCUCAUUUGGAAGUUUUUGGGGUAUGGGACUUGGUGUUUUUGGAGGUGUUAUUUGAUCCUUGUGCCUGACAGGGGAGCUUGCUCGUCCGGAAAACCACCCCCACUCCGUUCGGAGCCCGUGCUGCACAGAUAGGAUCUCUCCAUCGCAUUCAACUCAGACGGGUUCGGCAACAAUCGGCUCUGAAUAAAGUCCCUUCGCUUCAACGUCUCCUUUCUCAGUCCCUUCUCUUUUUCAAACUCUCAGCCUCAGCGGUUCCUGCCUGCUCUUCACUCCACUUUCCUAGGAUUUGAAAUCGGGUUCUUGGGUUCCGGAUCGAGCACACGAUAUGCUCGGGUCCCGGAGCCCUCGGUGAACAAGACGGACAGACAAGCGUGAGCGCCUGCCAAUCCAACAAUGCGCACCGACGGUAACGGCAGCAAUGGAGCUGCCAGUACCACCGCCGAGCAGCCUCAUGGCUUUCAUCUAAACGCUGCCCCGUCCGUUUCCCACGUGCCAGUCGGCGAUGCGCCGACUUCCGAUUUCACAACUCGUCUACAGAUACUCUCGACCAAGAUCCCUAGGUGGUACAUCGCUCCAUUCUGCGGAGCUAGCGCAGGUGUGGCUUCGGGAAUUGUGACCUGCCCUCUCGAUGUUAUCAAGACCAAGCUACAGGCCCAGGGUGGCUUUGCCCGACGGGGAGGACCGGAUAUGGAGGCAAAGAUGCUAUACCGGGGAAUGCUAGGUACAGGUAAAACGAUCUUCCGUGAGGAUGGAAUUCGUGGGCUCUAUCAGGGACUCGGUCCUAUGUUGUUGGGCUAUCUUCCGACUUGGGCGGUUUAUCUGGCGGUGUAUGACCGCUCCCGCGAAUAUUUCUAUGAACAUACCGACAGCUGGCUGCUAUCCCGCGCUUAUGCCUCCAUCGCUGCCGGAGCCUGCUCAACGAUUGUCACCAACCCCAUUUGGGUCAUCAAGACGAGACUCAUGUCGCAAAGCCUCAAGCAAAAUAGUGAGGGCGUCCGAGCCCCAUGGCAGUACUCCAGCACAUGGGAUGCCGCCCGCAAGAUGUAUCAGAUUGAAGGCAUUCGUUCUUUCUAUUCCGGCCUCACUCCUGCUCUAUUGGGAUUGACCCAUGUUGCCAUCCAAUUCCCUCUCUAUGAAUAUUUGAAGAUGGCAAUCACCGGCUAUGGGAUUGGAGAACAUCCGGAUACGGGAAGCUCUCACUGGCUCGGUAUUUCCCUUGCCACCUUCCUGAGCAAAAUUUGCGCGAGCACCGUCACGUACCCCCACGAAGUCCUGCGGACUCGACUACAGACGCAGCAGCGCACAUCGCCCCCGCCAUCACCGGAAGAAAUAUCCUUCAGAGGCGGCUUGAAACACCCUCAUGACCGCGGUCGGCCACCAAGUGUGUCUUCGUCCGAUGGCAUGCCCAAUCGCCCCCGCUACAACGGAGUCAUUCGCACAUGCCAGACCAUUCUCCGAGAAGAGGGAUGGCGUGCAUUCUACUCCGGGAUUGGGACCAACCUGUUCCGGGCUGUCCCGUCUGCCAUGACGACCAUGCUUACCUACGAGUACCUUCGCAAGCUGAUUCACGAUUAUCAGCACGAAGGCGAGCUGAAGCUCAAGCAAGCCGAAGCUCAGUCCGAGGGUGAACCGAUAUGAUUUGACGACCACAACCCGUCUCACACCUUUUUAGAAACUUUCUCCCGAUACCUCACCUCCAAGCCUCAUACCCUACCCUUGCACUUGGACAUAGUGCCUCUUUAUACGCCCGCCCUAUCCAACCCUUCUUUGUUCUAACCGGACUUGUAUAGACCUGGAUGCAUGGUACAACGCUUCCAGUUGGUGGCUUUCUUCAGCGAAUGGGCUUCGUUUCCCUCAUAGCAUUUCCAAAAACUCUUCUUUUUGUGUUUUGGUCUGAGGGUUCUCAGCAAUUUAUUAGAUGGCAGUCAGUCUUCUUUGCUAGAAGGCUUUAUGCAUGUGAAGCCUCCGCGGCCGAUACCUCGAAUCACAUGCCAGGGAAUUUGGCGUACCUUAUCUUUUUUUUUCCAAUCCCGGAAUAAAAGAUACCCCAAGAUCUCUGUAAUUGUUUCAGCGUAUUUGUUCUUUUCUAAACUCGUUUCUUGUAUCUCGCAUGGCUAUUGCAUGUCCUGUCUUUGUACAUACAUUACCAGAUCCCACUGUCUCGUUUUCUCUUUACGUGAAUCUAUGCUUGAGAACCAAGUAUCUCUCUCCUCCUGA
This is a messenger RNA of Penicillium brasilianum, 2291 nucleotides long. The record is from the annotation of a GenBank genome assembly. NCBI's taxonomy places the organism in Eukaryota, Fungi, Ascomycota, Eurotiomycetes, Eurotiales, Aspergillaceae.